Messenger RNA from Macrosiphum euphorbiae (potato aphid), 1182 nucleotides. The record is from the annotation of a GenBank genome assembly. NCBI's taxonomy places the organism in Eukaryota, Metazoa, Arthropoda, Insecta, Hemiptera, Aphididae.
AUGGCUAAUGAAGUUUAUAUUGUAUCUGCCGUCCGUACACCAAUAGGUUCAUUUGGCGGUUCAUUGUCGUCCUUGAAAGCUCAUCAAUUAGGCUGCAUAGUGAUUUCAGAAGUACUUAAAAGAGCUAAUGUCAAUUCAAAUGAAGUGUCUGAAGUUAUUCUUGGACAGACCCUUACAGCUGGACAAGGUCAAAAUCCGGCCAGACAAGCUUCAAUAAAUGCUGGAAUUCCAAUCACUGUACCUGCUCAUGGCAUCAACAUGCUCUGUGGAUCUGGGCUGAAGGCUGUGGUUCAUGGAUACCAGUCAAUCAAAUGCGGAGAUUCUUCAAUUGUCGUUGCAGGUGGCCAAGAGAGCAUGAGUAACUCUCCUCACGUUGUUCAUUUACGAUCUAGUAUCAAAAUGGGUAACAGAGAAUUGACGGAUACGAUGAUAUGCGAUGGUUUGACUGACGCAUUUGACAACAUACACAUGGGCAUUACUGCUGAAAAUGUUGCUGAACAGUAUAAUAUUUCAAGGGAACUUCAAGACAAUUAUGCUUUUGAGUCUCAGAAACGGACAGCAGAAGCUCAAAAACAUGGUUACUUCAAAGAUGAAAUAACACCAGUUGAGGUGAAAAUAGAACGGAAUACCAUCGUAUUUGAUACAGAUGAAUAUCCAAAAAAUGACACUACUUUAAAUUCAUUAUCUGCAUUGAGACCAGUUUUUAAACCUAAUGGUGGUGUAGUCACGGUCGGAAAUGCAUCAGGAAUAAAUGAUGGUGCUGCAGCAGUACUUUUAAUGAAUGGAGAAGAAUGUAAAAAACGAGGUUGUACUCCAAUGGCUAAAAUCGUAGCUCAUGCUGAGUGCGGGGUUGAUCCAAAAAUAAUGGGUACUGGACCAAUACCUGCUGUGCUUAAGACGAUUGAAAAAGCUGGUUGGACAAUGGAUAGCGUGGAUAUUUUUGAAUUAAAUGAAGCAUUUGCUGCAAUAUCAAUUGCUGUAGAGAGUGAUUUAGGAUUAAAUUCAGAUAAAGUAAACAUUCAUGGAGGUGCUAUUGCAUUGGGUCAUCCUAUAGGAGCAUCUGGUGCUCGAGUAUUGGUUACGUUGGUGCACAUAUUGUUAAGGACCGGCAAAAAACGAGGAAUAGCAUCCUUAUGUGUUGGCGGAGGUAUGGGUAUUGCUGUUGCUGUCGAGACAUUAUAA